UACAGGGAAUCGACUACGUUUAUUUAAUAAUUAAGUGACAGAGUGCAUCUUGUCCGGAGUAACGUCUCUAUUUCAAUACAACAUGGCGUCGUCAAUGCCGCAGAAACGUUACUACAGACAGCGAGCCCAUUCCAACCCGAUGGCAUACCACACGUUUGAUUAUCCCGUGUGUCCAGAGGAGAUGGACUGGUCCGAGCUGUAUGCUGAUGUCUUCACUGGCAAUCCAUCUGACAAAGAGACCCCCCAAGUGGAGUUUGCCGACAUUGGAUGUGGAUAUGGAGGGCUGUUAGUGGAGUUAUCGCCACUCUUUCCAGACAAGCUCAUCCUGGGCAUGGAGAUCCGAGUCAAAGUGUCUGAUUAUGUUCAGGAUCGUAUCGUAUCCCUGCGUGGCGCGGAACCAGGACGCUACCAGAACAUCGCCUGCAUUCGCACGAAUGCGAUGAAAUAUCUCCCCAACUUCUUCUCUAAAGGACAGCUCAGUAAGAUGUUCUUCCUCUUUCCUGACCCUCACUUUAAGAAGACCAAGCACAAGUGGAGGAUUAUUAGUCCCACGUUGUUGGCAGAGUAUGCCUACACGCUGAAAGUUGAGGGUUUGGUGUAUACCAACACAGAUGUGGAGGAAGUGCACGUCUGGAUGGUGAAGCACUUCAGUGAACAUCCGCUGUUCACACGUGUCCUCGAUGAAGAACUGGUUGGUGAUGUGAUCAUAAAUCGGUUGGGCAUCUGUACAGAGGAAGGAAAGAAAGUGCAGAGAAAUGGAGGGAAGAAUUUCCUCGCAGUUUUCCGAAGGAUUGAGGAUUCAAACUAAGACUGGAACAGUUUGGACGUGCGAUGAACUUAAAUAAUGGUCUCAUGCAGUUCGGUAUACAUGGAGGAUAAUGCUGCUCUGUGGAUCUGGAGCCCAGCACAUGAACAGUGAUAUUAAUGGACCAACAGUUACAUCAUUACCCAACAUCGGGUUUGAGUGUCCUUCCCAUAAUUUAUGUGUUUUAAUUUUUCAUCUCACAAAAGACAGCACAAGGGAAGUAUAUCAUACAAGCAUCUCUAUUCAGACUAGACUAUUGAAAUGUUUCGUGUCACUUUUUUAAAAUGAUUUUUUAAAUAAUUAACUUCCAUUUCUUUUGUUAAACUCCAAUAUGCUUUUUUGGAUGUACUGUAAAACUAAGUUAUUUUAGGACCACAGAAAACAAUUCAAGUGUUGGGUUUGGUUCAUUGUAUUAAUCAACACAUGUAAACGAUGACGAGAACAGGUGAAUAGAAAAUGACGUCUAUACAGGACUGUCUCAGAAAAUUAGGAUAUUGUGAUAAAGUUCUUUAUUUUCUGUAAUGCAAUUAAAAAAACAAAAAUGUCAUGCAUUCUGGAUUCAUUACAAAUCAACUGAAAUAUUGCAAGCCUUUUAUUCUUUUAAUAUUGCUGAUUAUGGCUUACAGCUUAAGAAAACUCUAAAAUCCUAUCUCAUAACAUUUUAAUAUUUCCUCAGACCAAGUAAAAAAAAAAUGUAUAACAGCUGAGUGUUUGUCAAGGCUCAGGAAACCCUUGCAGGUGUUUCGAGUUAAUUAGACAAUUCAAGUGAUUUGUUUAAUACCCUACUAGUAUACUUUUUCAUGAUAUUCUAAUAUUUAGAGAUAGGAUAUUUGAGUUUUCUUAAGCUGUAAGCCAUAAUCAGCAAUAUUAAAAGAAUAAAAGGCUUGCAAUAUUUCAGUUGAUUUGUAAUGAAUCCAGAAUGCAUGACAUUUUUGUUUUUUUAAUUGCAUUACAGAAAAUAAAGAACUUCAUCACAAUAUUCUAAUUUUCUGAGACAGUCCUGUAUGUCUUGUUUUUCAUUACAGUUACUUUAGGGCCUUCAUCACAGGAAUGACCAAAAGGAGCAGCUCUUACUUUGCUCAAUAUUUUUAGAUUUUAGAUUUGAAGAGGACUUUAGAUUAAGCUAUUUAUCAACAUUUGAAAUUACAACAAAUUCCAUAUGAUGACAUCAACUUUGUUGGUUUCACAGUAAUAAUUUGCAGUAUUGGCAGCAAAAUAUGGAAUGAAUUAGACUGAGAUGUUUGCCAACAAUCUUCAUCUUCCUUAUUUGCAUCGGUUCAUCUUCUGGUUUAAAAAUAAACCUGCGUUCUGUGGGAAGUGAACGCAGCCCUUGCUAUUUCAAAUUAAAAAGAACUGUCACACAAUUAUGUUUAAAUUGAAUAUUUUUUGAUAAAGCUGUGAAAAGAACUUGUUUAAUUGAUACUGGCAUGUUUAUUGAUGAACAAAAGUUCUCUGAUGUGAUUUAUAUUGAAAUGACUUAUUUAAACCCACAAAUUAACACGUAGGGUGCUCCUACAUGCCAUAGGAUUUUCAAAACAAAAUCUUCGUCUAAUAGACAUGUCUGCUGAGGAUCUGAAGUCCAAAUCACAGAAGUCUCCAACAGAAACAGUAUAAUAUGUGCUCAUUUUAUGAUUUUGGCUGUUUAUUACAGGUUGGCGUUGUCUGUCAGGAGAAUGGGGGCAGUGCAGCUUUGAGCCUCUGGACGCUGCAGGGAGGGGUUGGUGAUUUUUUUUAAACAGGACUGCAUAUGCCUCAGUAAUGGGAACCCAGACACUUUAUAUAAUGGCAGAGCAAUUGAUGCACUCAUAAAUAUACUGUAUAAUAUAAAAUCUACGUAUGACAAGGUUAUUUGGAUUCUGGCGGUUGACCAUAUUUGAUCGUACAUUUGUUUAAUAAUUUUGUGUACUUUGUUCUUUUUAUUGCGUGUAGCAAUAUUUAGAUUGCUUCCAGUAUUCAGAGAAAAUUGAUUUUGAAACGCUAUCUGUGGAUAUGCUUUAUACUUGAUUUAUCCUUCUUUCAAUAAUCUGAAAUAGACAUUAAAAAAUGAUCUUAUUUA
Molecule: messenger RNA, 2861 nt
Organism: Pseudoliparis swirei
Lineage: Eukaryota; Metazoa; Chordata; Actinopteri; Perciformes; Liparidae
Gene: mettl1
Product: methyltransferase 1, tRNA methylguanosine
Exons: 6
Coding region: 83-808 (241 amino acids)
Biological process (GO): RNA (guanine-N7)-methylation; tRNA methylation
Cellular component (GO): tRNA methyltransferase complex
Molecular function (GO): tRNA (guanine(46)-N7)-methyltransferase activity
Source: RefSeq, a predicted model, not a curated record